This is a messenger RNA of Scomber japonicus (chub mackerel), 1122 nucleotides long. RefSeq lists its product as uncharacterized. Bases 1 to 1122 code for a protein of 373 amino acids. NCBI's taxonomy places the organism in Eukaryota, Metazoa, Chordata, Actinopteri, Scombriformes, Scombridae. The record is from RefSeq and is a predicted model, not a curated record. The transcript is spliced from 6 exons.
AUGAGUUUUCUGUGUCUUUGGCUUGAGAGAGAAGAGAAUAUAUCGUGUGGAUUAAAAAUGUUCCUUCUUCUGAGUUUUAUUAUUGCAGGUAUUACAGCAGAGGAGUCACCAGUGAUGCAUUACUGUCUGAAAAACAGCUCAAUAUGUCUUCAUAUUCAAAAUCCACCAUCACCACCAUAUCAAAAUAGUCAGUGGUCAUUUGCUGGAAAAGUCAUUGCAUCAUCAGCAUCCAUCAACCCCGACUACAGAAACAAAGUGGAUUAUGACCCUGAGAACCUAACCUUGUGUGUGCACAAUCUGACUGAGACAGACAGUGGCAUCUAUGAAGUCUCAUUCUACGACUCUAAGUUUAAUGUUUUCCGUAACUCUCACAAAGUCAUUGUUCAAGAAGCUGUUCCCACACCUGUGAUCAGGAUGUCAGUGCAGCAGUCCAACCUGUCUGCUGCACUCUGCAACGUCACAGUCAACUGCUCCAUCCAGGGAGACUGGGUGUGGUCUGUCUGUGAUGACAACGGCUGCAAAACUUCUUCGAAAUCAUUGAUCAAGGUCAACAUAUCCAUCUACACUGAGAUAAAAACUGUUGUCUGCAGUGGCAACAACUAUGUCAGCAUGAGCAAUGUUUCUGAAAACAUUCCGAAUACAUGCCUCAGUAAAUCUAACCUUGACCACGAAGAAGCAUCACCACCACCCAUCACAAUCCUUUUCAUAAUACCACAGACAUCCAACGCAGAGUUGACACGAUGCCAGUCAGUGGAGACAGGAUCUGUACCUAGACCCAGGGUCUCUACCUCUUCAAGUCAAGCUGAUGUCACUUAUGAAAAUGUUGAUGGACUAUGUGACAUCCAGCCUAGAAACCCAACCAUCCGCCCGAAUGAGGAAUCGUGUGCCCAGCAAAGUCAGACAGUUGAUACGGUUUACAGUGUUUUACAGGCACCGGUUGUGACACAGCCUCAGGGCAAGAGUGACAGCAGUAAAGAGACGAAAGGACACAAGGAGACGCAAGAGGCUUUAGAGUCUGUUCGCCUGGAUGAAGCCGAGCAGAUCAGACAGAUUGACACAGUGUACAGUGUGUUGAAAAAGCCAAAAAGUCUGAAGUCACAACAUCAUCAACAGGCUGAAUAA